Molecule: messenger RNA, 794 nt
Organism: Drosophila suzukii
Lineage: Eukaryota; Metazoa; Arthropoda; Insecta; Diptera; Drosophilidae
Source: RefSeq, a predicted model, not a curated record
AAGUCAGAAACUUCGUCGCACUCAGCGAAAAUGGGCGAAAUGUGGAACAAACCGUAUAUGGGAAUAAUAAUCUUUUGCAUGGUGGUCAGCAAUGCAAUGGCCAUACCCACCGAGUUGGCCAGAUACACCCAAUUGGGACAAGGACCAUUACCGGAGGCCAACAACAGUGUAGUGAGCACCACGAAUAACCUGGGUGUUAAUCUGGACACGUCCUCUCCAGCUCCGGACUUUGAAUACGCCCUUCUGGGUGAGGAUCCAAAAGAUCAGCAAUGGUUUCGUGUUAGUCUUACCCCGAAAACCAACAAAACGGGCUUCCGGGCACAGUUCGCAACUAGGAAGCAUCCGCCCUUCGAUUCGCAAGUGGCCCAUCGGCACGAUAAGACCAUUCAGGAUCUACUCAACUGGCUGGACCGUUCCGAGGAUCAGAGUCUGUUGAAGGUUUAUCGUGACCUCUUGGCAUACACGCCGCAGGCAGAGCCAUCCCAGGAGUUUCCCCAUGGCAACGAAAUCGACAAAGAGGAAAAGGUGCCAAGGAAGCAGGGAUGCCAAAGACACGAUCAUCGACUUUUCCUUGUGGAAGAAGAGGGAACCAGCUCUACAACAUCAUCACCAUCAGGGCAAAGUCAACCCCAAUCGGCAAACAACUUGGUCUACUUCAUAAAGGGGCUUAAGUAACCACUAAAAGUUAUAGUACCACAGUUCGUUAACUUCACGUAAUGGUACAUUAAGCUAUAAAAUUAAACAGUAUUUAUAUAUUUAAAAUAAAGUAUUGCAGCAUAAUCAACAUUUUUCUA